AUGUUCGCGCGGCCCGAGGGCGUCGUGCUUGACCCCGAGGUCGAGAAGCUUUUCUCGAAAUGCGUGAAGCUGAACCCGAUUGUGACGAAAGCCACGAAGAGGUUCCCGAUCGCUCGUCACAUGUACGAGCUUGUAUUCGAAUCCGAGCAAGCUUGUCUUGAAGCCGCUUCAGCGGGCCCAUUCCCCUACCACGGCAAGGAGAUGGUUACCGAGCUCCCCAGCGCCUCUCCCCUUAACCACGUCGUGCAGGUGCGAUUCACCUUGCCCUCCUCCUCCAGCGCGAUCCCCGCUUCCGUGCUCCGAAAAUCUCUCGAUGAUGCUAUCACCCUUUCGUUCGGCCGCGCAGGUCGCACGCAAGGUUAUACCCUGAUGCAAUUACAGCGGGGCCUCGCGGUCGAUCCGAAUGGCGAUCCGAUGGCCAUGACCGAAGACGGGUUCCACUGCGCGUACCUUCGCUUACAUGCUGAUCUUUUCCAAGGCUCCAUCGAGACGCAGAAGGCCGCGCUCAACGCCGCUUUGCCACAAGAGAUCGAGAUCCUGGGCGCCAAGUACGGCUUGCGACACGAAUUCGAGACGCACUACUGCGCGGUGUGCGAUCGCGCCGGACACCAGUGGGGCGCUUGCAGGAAGCCGGUUUCGACUCCGGCCACCGCCGCCCCUGUUCCGGGGGCCUCGACCUCGACUUCGACUUCGACCACCGGCUUCCGAGUUGCUGGAAAGAAUGGGAAGCACGGUGGGCCUGCCGCAUUGAACUCUCGUGUCUCUGGCGCGAACAUGAUCCAGCUGGGACCUCGUGCUAACCCCGCAGGUGCAGUAACCGCCAACAAGGACGACGCGAACGACGGCGACGACGAGUCGAUCGUUUCGACCGAACCGGAGGGCGGCGACACUGGGGAAGAGACGUCGACGCGUGCGACCCUGGGCUCAACAAAGGAGACGCAGACGACGACGGCGGCGCCCGUUUCGACCCCGACCUCUCCUUCGCCUUUGUCCGGUGGCACGUCGGGAUCAUCGGCAACCUCGACAACCUCGAUAGCCUCGACGAGUCCUCGACGCCUUCAUUCGAGCUCGGCACCCGGCAACCGACGUGUCACCCGGGCAGGAUCCGCCAUGAUCCUCGGUGCAUCAGGGGGUGAUGGCUCAGGGCGCAACAGUUCAGGGGGUCACAGGUCCGAGGUGACCGAAUUCGAGGGGGGCGGCGCUGAACUGAUUUAAUCAUGAUUGAGUCACUCACCGUGUUGACGUUCAACGUCCGAUUGAUGAAGAACGCAGUCAACCAAGUCAAAAUCAUCCGUUAUCUCAAAACCCUUCGGCCGGCCCCUGCGGCCAUCCUCCUGCAAGAGCACCACCUCAGCUACAACGCGUCGCGCGAAGGCUUCGAGAGUGCUUGGCCGGGGGCUUGUAUUCGUUUCACUCCUCAUGUCCUUACCCUCAUACCCGAUGGCUCACCUUUGGCGGGCCAUCUCCUUUCCUCUACCCCGGUCGUCUUUGCAGGAGCUCCUCGUUAUGAAGGAACAAUAUACCACUGCACCAAAAGGCGAGGCACCUCUACUUCAGUGAGCGCAUAUUGUCCUAGAAGUGAGAUGGAGCGAAGUUCAACACCCCCCUGUGCGCGAAGCUGAAGAGCUUGUGGCAGUGGGUGCGGCUGUGAGGCAACUGGGCAUGUUGAUCAGGUCGCUUGGGCAAGUGCAGCUUGGGCACUGUGAGCACUGUCGAUGCGCCAGGGUGCUUGGCACGCCGCUGGGCAAGUGCGGGGGCCGGGACGCUGAGUGUAUGCGCGCAAAAUUGCCUGACCCCAGGGGGGAUUGAACUCAUGACCUGCUGGUUGCUCUGGGCUCAUAACCUAUGAAGGAACAAUAUACCACUGCACCAAAAGGCGAGGCACCUCUACUUCAGUGAGCGCAUAUUGUCCUAGAAGUGAGAUGGAGCGAAGUUCAACACUCGUUUCGACGGUCGGAUUCUGCGCUCGGUGUUUCGUCUUGAGGAGCUCGAUGUCGAGAUCAUCAACAUGUACGCGCCGGUGCAGGAGGACGAUCGUCGCGACUUUUUCGGGCUUCUGCACUUCAACGCCCCGAGACCCAAGACUCUUCGGAUCUUGGCCGGCGAUCUCAACGAUUGUCCGGAUGUAUCGGUCGACCGAGUGUCCAUCACCGAUCGCGCUUGGACUCCUGUAUCGCACUGGCAGACCUUGCUGUCAAAGAUCGCGUUCAAGGCACUCGACACGGUCCGACAUGUCCAUCCUUGUACCCCUGCAUUCACUCGUCCUCACUACCGUGGUAGAGGGGAAGAGCGAAAGAUUUGCUCGUGGUCGCGGAUCGACUAUAUUCUUGUCCAAUGCAGUUGGGCGAACCGGUUGUUGAGCGCUUCUACGCUCUUCGAUGCGCCCUGUUCGGACCACAGACCUGUAGUUGCGACUUUCGCUUUGCCUACAUCGAACGCUGAUGCCGAACCCCCCCUUUCUCUUCCCUCCACGAGCGAUUUCAUUUCGAGGCUCAACCCAAUGGUCUUUGACGAUCAAGACUUUGUCGCAUCGAUUCCCGGGGUCGUCGACGAGGUCUAUCGAAGGCUCGAGGGGACCGCUCCGCUCGGCGACGUCUAUGACGCCGCUCUGCGGGCGGUUGCAGUCGCUGGCCAUGCACGAUACCGCUCGACUCGUGCCGACAUGCGCCGACUGCGGGCCGAGAGCCAAUCCGUCAUGGAGGCUUUGGAGGCACGCGGUGAGCACAUGAAUGAGGCCGAGCGCGAUGCGUAUGCUCUUGCCAAGUCGCGGUUGGACCAGUUGGCGGUAAAGGAGGCUCAGUGGCUGCGCAUUCGUGCGCAUGUGCCGUCAGUCGACUCGAGGGAAGGUCAAUCGGCAAGCAUUCGCACGCGCCUCAACCGCCGGAGUCGCCAGACGAGCAUCGUCUCGCUGGAGGAUGUGGAUGGCACCGAGACCGUUGACAUGCAGGAGGCGCUGGGUAUUGCUUCACGGCACGCGCAGUCGCUCUUCACGCCGGACCCAGCUCGUGGCGACCCGACGAACGCACGCCGGUCCCUGCUCGACCCUAUUCGCGCAGCGAAAUGCUACGAUGACGACCGCUCGGACCCUACGUUCGGUCGUCGGCUGCCUCGUCAAGCGAGAGUGGCGCUUGACGAGCCCUUCACCCUCCUCGAGGUUGAAGCGGCGUUGAAGAAGACGGAUUCGGGGCGAUCACCGGGGCCCUCGGGCAUUCCGUACGAGCUCUUCAAGGCGCUGCCAACCUACUUUGCUCCCAAGCUGUUGGACUUGUUCAACUCGAUUUGGGAGGGCGGCAAAAUGACGGCGUCCUUGGCAGAGGGACUGGUGCGGCUCUUGCCCAAGAAUAAACCGGGGGCCAAUCUGAAAUCACUGGGGGCAUACCGACCGAUCACAUUGCGCGAGACGACCUACAAGGUCCUCAGCAAGGUCUUGGUGGCGCGACUCAAUGGGGUGCUCGGCGAGCUUUUACCGCCGGCGCAACACGGUUUCAUGCCAUCAAGACGUUCAGCGGACGCGGGAAGUCAUCUCACUCUCCUUCUCGAAAAACUCAAGUCGCUAGGCACUGAUGUUUUCCCCGAGGGCGCCCUCUUGUCUUUGGAUCAGCAGAGCGCGUACGAUCGGGUCGAUCACGCCUGGAUCUUCGAGGUCUUUGAGGCCUUUGGGUUCGGUGAGCGUUUCAUCUCGCUGCUGCGCGCUCUCUACGAUCCCGAGACUCUGGGGGUGCGCUACCUUGUCAAUGGGUUCCCCACGGACUUGGUGCGGUUGCUGUGUGGUCUCGGUCAGGGGGAUCCCCUCUCGUGCCCGGUUUGGAACAUCACGUUCCAGCCCUUCCUCGACGCCCUCGUUCGGCGCGGGAUCGCGCUCGACCUGCAGAAGGUGUGGCCAGGGGGGCCGCGUGCGCAGCUUACGCAUCUGGCGUUUGCCGACGAUGCUGUGGUGGUGGUGGAGUCACCGGCGGCAUUGUCGAAGCUGCAAACGCUGUCGCAGACGUGGUACGAGGCUACCAACGGGAAGACCAACACGGACAAGACGCUGGUGCUACCACUCGGACCGAACUGGCUUCGGGACGAGACUGUGCAGGCGCUGCCAACGGUGCAGGAGGGGGAGAGCUUCAAGUGGUGCGGCUAUGCCUUCUUUCGCCACGGUGACUCGAAACUGUUCUGGACCCAUGUUCUUGACAGGAUCAAGGCCAAGGCCCGCGCCGCUCGAGACCGGACACUUUCGCCGAGUGGGAAGGUUUUCUAUGCCAACGCUCACAUCAUCUCGACGGUCCUCCACGUGCUGUCCUUCGACAUACCGCCUCAAUGGUUCAUUAAGGCGGCGGAGACGGCACUUACGGACUUUGUCUGGGGAGGAGCAGGGCGAAAUACCGUCGCUCGCGAUUUUGUGUUCCAGGCUCGGGAGGACGGUGGCUUGGGUUUGAUUUCGAUUGGCGACAUCGUUCAUUCGGUGGCGCUUCGAUUUUGGGAUGCUGUGGCGGGCUCGGACGAGGCGAUCUGGGCGCCCCUAGCUCGCGAGAGCUGGAGGUGCCUCGUCGCUGCGACCCGCGAUUUCAGUCCGUGGGGGUUCUUCAGCAGCACGGCUCGGGUCGAGAAGCUGUAUCGCGACUCGACGCGCUGGGGGGCAGUCGUUGCAGCGGCCAGGGUCACAGUUCCAACCAUCAAGUCCGAACUCCUUACGCUUCCCGAAUUGCUCUCGCUUCCGCCUCGCCUCCCUUCACUCUAUGCUGAAGGUGCCCAGCACGCAUAUGACGAUGCGGACGCGGUGGCGAAGUUUGCGCAGAUCGCGGACCUGUACUGGAGGGACGAAGGGAAGGGAUGGGCUCUGGUUGGUCAUCGACGCGGGUUCUGGCAGCACUCUAAGGAACCCGCCCUACAGCACGAGCACGUGUGGUCGCGCGUGGGUCAGUUGCUCAAGGCGAAAGCGUUGCUGCCCAAGACCGCGUUGCGACCUGCUCGGAUACCUCUCAAGGAGGCUCCCCGUCCUCGGUGCUUCAACUUCUUUGGGCUCUCCCGACCUUUUACGAUUCGCAAGCUUCGUCGGCUUGUGAACAAGGUGCGGUUCCCAGGGAGGGAGGACCGUGUCAAGCGUUUCCCUGAUGGGACUUCUCAGAGCGAUAGGAAGCGCUUCUGGAGAUGGCUUCGUGACCGGUUCGCGUCUGCUGUCGAGCAGGACACCCACUGGCGGCUCAUGUACGACGUGACGCCGACGCGCAAGAGGCAGCAUACUCAGGGUCAUGCCUCUUCGCCGACGUGUCUGUUCUGUGGCAACGAUGCAGCGGUCAUCGAGACGGUGUCCCACUACUUUUUCGAGUGCGCGUACUCGACCAGCUUCUGGGGUGGGGUGCUACGCAUUCUGCUUGACAAGCUCGGCAUCGAGGAUACCGACGUCGAUCCGUCGACGUUCACUCCGGAGCAGCUGACUAUGGGGCUCCCCCUUUUGCGGGGUCGUGGGAGAACGACCUCGAAAUGGAUGUGGGUUCGGCUGGCCUGCGCGAUCGGCUUCCAGCGGCUGCACCUGCUCCGCUGGCGCGUUCAUCAGCGGUUCGAGCUGGACAACGUCGUGGCCCCUCCCUCGCUUCCCAGUGCGCUCAGAGCGUUCGAGCGAGAUUUUCUCUCUCGAGCGGGUUUUGUGCCUGGGGUUCGAGAUUGGGAGGUGUGAUGACCGAGUUAAGUCCUUCCUUCCCAUUUUCCUCCCUUCCUUUCCGGUCAGAAGCUGACUGUCUUGAAACUUGUUGCGCAGUGGAAGGCUGCGCACCUCUCCCUCUCUCUACUUUGUGCAGUAGCGGUUUUCGUUCUUGGAUGGAUCGGCAAGCCGGUCGAUCGUCGUUGCGUUGGAGGCUUUGUGAAGUUCUCCCCUCUCUUUCCCCUUUCUCCCUUCCCUUCCUCUUCUCGUUCCUGUUGCUCGGUUGUUGACUACGCUUCAGCCACUUCUCCUUUUAUUCCUAAGCCGUGUGUUGGAUUCCGUCGAAUAGAUCGUUCGUUCGCGUUGGUCAAGAUCUACGGCAUGGAUCGGGAAGAAAGGUCGCUCGUUUUUUUGGUCAAUAUCCUCGCGUCAAGGCGAGGCUCGUUUCGUUGUAUUGGAUCGUUUUCGCUCGGCCCCGACGGCUCAACAGCCAGCACUCGAGACUCAGCCAAGGGAGGACAUCAGGCGCUGUCGGGGUGACGAGUAG
Molecule: messenger RNA, 6170 nt
Organism: Microbotryum saponariae
Lineage: Eukaryota; Fungi; Basidiomycota; Microbotryomycetes; Microbotryales; Microbotryaceae
Source: the annotation of a GenBank genome assembly